This is a messenger RNA of Clonostachys byssicola, 909 nucleotides long. The record is from the annotation of a GenBank genome assembly. NCBI's taxonomy places the organism in Eukaryota, Fungi, Ascomycota, Sordariomycetes, Hypocreales, Bionectriaceae.
AUGCGCCUCACUUACAUUGGGGGCAUGGAAGGCCAUCGAAAUCCCAAGCCAGAUGAAUUUGACGAAGAUAUCUCCGAUUUUGAAGGUCCUGGCAAGAAGGACGAGAACGAGAACGAGGGAUACUGUGAUUGCGACAGCGACGUAUCAGAGUGUGAAUGCGAACCGUCCAUUGACGAUCACGUGUCCGAGAGAUCAUACACUGAUGACGACGCGGACUACUACUACGAAUUAAAGGAGAAACGCGAAGAACGGAAGCGUGAGCUACGGGAUCUCAAAAGGCAGGAAGCAUCAAUGAAGCAAGAGGAACGCGACUACAAUGAGGGAAAAGUGAACGAGGUGCUUGAAGCAUACAAAACGCUGAAGAAAGCCAUUCGGAAUGGUGAUGAACCACCAAGCCUCGAUCCUCUAGCUAUAAUAGAGCGUUUUCGCCUGUUCUCCGUCGAACAUGUGGACUACUGCUGCAAUGGCGACUUCUAUCCGACGAGGCACGUUUCAUUUUAUUACUUCACGGACCUUUCGAAGGAGGGAAACGGCAAACGGUCAACGGAUGGUAAGCCCAAACCAUUGCUCGGCCACGUGCACCUUGAUGCGAACACACGCUGCAACUUGGACGCGUUUUCCCCUCCUACAAAGGCCGGAAGGGAGAAACAUCGGAUGACAGCAAAUAAAGGCAAACUGAAGCUCGAUGUGCGCUUCUUGAGCAACGACUAUCUGAUUAUUUCCAUACCUGCGACGGUAGUUUUUGGGAGUAAACCUAUUCCUCCAUCGGCUCCCAAAAAGUUCAAGUUCGCGGGGAUUCGUUAUACCUUGGAGAUGACGAUGAAAGAACCGGAAGCUAGGCGCAAAAGAAAGCGCUCACCCUCUUCCGAUGAUGAGCUUGAGUUUUACCAUCCAUCAGGAUACUGGUAA